CCCAAAAAAGCCCAACAAUUUCAUUCAUCCCCGAAUUACUCAAACUCAGACGUCAUCGAGACUCGCCCCGCAUAGGAUCCCUCAAAUGUCAAGGGCCUAAAAUCCGGGGAAUUUCUUAAGAAUGUCUGAGAACGCGAGUAGUUCGACGACAGACGUAUGUCCGUUGCGUCAGUGCUACGAGAACUACAUCCUGAUCGACGUGGGUGCAAACCUAACGAAUAAAAAAUACAGCAGAGACCUAGACUCAGUGAUUCAACGAGCGAAGGACUCGGGUGUUCAGAAGAUAAUGGUAACAGGUGCGAGCAUAAGAUCGAGUAAAGAAGCCCUACGUCUGACAAGAAUCUACCCAGGAACCCUGUACUCAACAGCUGGAGUCCACCCCCACGACGCAAAAUCCUGGGACGACGACGAGACCCUGGAGGAGCUCGAGACAAUAGCCAACAACCCAGAGUGCGUUGCAAUAGGUGAAUGUGGACUCGACUACAACAGGGACUUUUCAGAUCCUGAGACUCAGAGAUCAGUCUUUCAUAAACAAAUUGAACUCGCCUGUAGACUCAAUAAACCCCUGGUAAUUCAUGAGAGAGGUGCGCAGAAGGAUGUCCUGGAGGUUCUCUCCAAUUACAAAAAUCGUCUGCCCCCGGUGAUGAUUCACUCGUUCAUUGGAAGUGCUGAUGAGGCACGUCUGUAUCUCGAAGAGGGAUUCUACUUGGGAAUCACUGGUUAUCUGUGUAAAGACAAAUCUGACAGUGGAGUCAGACAGAUACUGGAGGCUGGUGACAUAUCUCUGGAUAAAAUUCUUGUUGAGACUGAUGCACCCUUCAUGUAUCCCAACACCAGAGCCAGUAAACUUCCUGUCCACGUCAAGGAUGGAUUGACCGAGAGAUCAAUGACAUUUCUACAUCGGUACUGCACUUUCCAGAGGAAUGAGCCAUGUGCACUACCUGCUGUUGUAGAAAUGGUAGCGGCUUUCAUGAGAAAAUCACCCGAGGAAGUUGCCCUUGCCACUGCAUUCAAUGCCCUCAAGGUCUUCGGGUUGAGCCAAUGAUUCCGAGUCCUCGAGUUAGGGAGAAAUUUAUCCAGUGGUGCUGAUCGUCUCGUGGUGCUCCGAUCGAACGCCGAAUUUCAUUUCCCAUUAAAUUUCUUUUGUAAAAGAGCUUGAAAAUUUUAUUUCACGUUAACGACUAGUUUAGACUUUAAGGAGAUAAUCCUUGUGCUUGAAUACUCAUUGAAUUUUUUUUUUUAAUCUCCAGAUUUUUGCAUGUUGGAGACGAUAACGUCAUUUUAUUGUUGAGAAUAACUAUUUUGGUAUAAUAAAAAUGUUGAGAAUCUAA
Molecule: messenger RNA, 1331 nt
Organism: Fopius arisanus
Lineage: Eukaryota; Metazoa; Arthropoda; Insecta; Hymenoptera; Braconidae
Product: putative deoxyribonuclease TATDN1
Exons: 2
Coding region: 122-1045 (307 amino acids)
Cellular component (GO): cytosol
Molecular function (GO): single-stranded DNA 3'-5' DNA exonuclease activity
Source: RefSeq, a predicted model, not a curated record